AUGUCUUCAGUCACUAUUCAACGAUAUGGCACUGAAGACACCACCGCGCCCUGCCAAAUCCAACUAUCCGAAGUCUUCAAGGUCAAUGCGUUCAAACGAGAAGCAUGCGUUCGACUGUUAGACAAUACCACUCUACUCCAUGAGAUUAGGCUGAGAUGGAAAUCGCUAGAACUAUUGUGUGAACCGGAGACGACUCUCUUCACACGCGACUCAAUAUACAACGUCAUCGACAGUAAAAGAUCCCCGCACGUUGGGUCAUGUAAAGGAGACAAAUGCGGCAUAAUCAAUUCGUCCACCCUCAUUCCGGAACUGGAGCAGGGUAACCGCUACCCAGGAAACACAGCAUGCGUGGAAUCAUGUGGAGGACCGGGAUGUGAUUGCUUCUUCAUCAGCUCCGGAUGUCUCUUUUACAGAAUCUACAUGGUACCCAUCGAUGAGAAAGUCUACGAAAUCCUUUCACUGCAAUAG
Cooperia oncophora is the source of this 468-nucleotide messenger RNA. Lineage: Eukaryota; Metazoa; Nematoda; Chromadorea; Rhabditida; Trichostrongylidae. The record is from the annotation of a GenBank genome assembly.